Messenger RNA from Cucurbitaria berberidis CBS 394.84, 2841 nucleotides. RefSeq lists its product as uncharacterized. The transcript is spliced from 2 exons. NCBI's taxonomy places the organism in Eukaryota, Fungi, Ascomycota, Dothideomycetes, Pleosporales, Cucurbitariaceae. Bases 206 to 2653 code for a protein of 815 amino acids. The record is from RefSeq and is a predicted model, not a curated record.
GUCACUGUCAUUGUUGUUGUAGUAUGCGUCCCUCUCGAUGCGCAUGCUCUAAUACCCGCUUCACUCAAUCAUGGCGCGCCUUAUGAUGGCACCGGGGAAGGGCAGUAAGUAACGUAGAUUCUGGCAGUGCAUUCGUUCUCAAACGGCGGCGGCUAGCUACCGCGAAGCUAUCACGACAGCUUCCCAUGGUGACACUUAGGUUGACAUGACUGUAGCAACGAUAGACCUCCCUUUACCGCCCCUAUCGUCUCACAUCUCCACCGACGUCGAAGCCGAUGCCGAAGCUGCCACACAGCAAUUGCUCGAAGAAUCCCAAGGGUCCGCCACGAAACCACGACAGCCCAAACCGUCUUCAGCAGCCCUGGGCGCAAGCCUUCUCAAUGCGGCGCGCAUACAGGACCGUCAGAGUACCUCUGGAGGGAUGGCGCCCAAGGCAGGUGCAGGGAAGCUCAAGCGAAUUAGCAGAAUGACAACGGCGCAGGCGCAUACGGACUAUGUAAGACGCGGAAAUGCAUACGAUCUCUUGUUAAGCCCAGAGAAGGGGGCUUUUAGGUUGCCGGAAAUGGUCAACCAUCAGCCGUUGAAAAUUACACGGAAGAAGAGAAAGGUCCAGUAUAAGGUGGAGGGACAACAGCUUUCUUCUGGGCAGCUAGCACCGCACAGAGACGAAGCUAGAAACAGCGACACCGAAUCGUAUCGCGCUGAAGCAAACAAUGAGCCUCAACUACCAUCCUCUCCCCCCGAGUUCCGCGUAGGCUCUAUCGACCGUGUGGAGACUGGAGCGCAUAUCCGAAAACGGCAAUCUACACACGAUAGUGCGCCCGAAGACGUACAUAUUGACGAGUAUCUGUCCAACGGCAAGCUCCGGUGCACUGUGGUCUUGUAUCGAAAUGAUAGCAAAGGGCCGUAUUACCAGCAGUGCUCCUUAGCCGGGACGAAUCGUACUGACGUUGGCCUUCGAUGCCAUGUUCAUAUGCGAAAACCCACUACUGUACGCUGUGGUGCUGUCACGGAUCAAGACGAUCUUGAUUCGCAAUGUAGAGCUCCAGCACAGAAUGAGACCGUUCAUGGCCCACGAUGUACCCUCCAUGCAGACACUCCCGGGAAACAAUAUGCGCCAUCGAAGUCCAAGAAAGAAAGGGAUUCGAAUGCCCCAUCCCGAAAGUCACAUCCACAAGUUCAGAUCCCAGUGCGGCAAAGAAGUAGGCAGAAACCUACGAAAGGCAAAACUGUGGACGAAUUUAGCGGUGAUCAGCAAAGCGAGGUUACAGAGACAAUUGCAGUAGCAGCGCCAAAGGUCCCCGCUGAAGGUAAACGAACAAGUGCAAAGAAGCCAACUACUAAAAAAACCGCAUCUUCAAGUCAAUCCAGGUCUAGUGAGAAGCAGAAGACUAAAGACUCUGCUAAGGUGUCUAAGGAAGUUCAACCUGUCCGUGAGACCGCGUCGAUACAUAGCACGCCUUUAGCCGGCGAGGCUGGGACUGGUGACCUAGACGCGGACGAGCAGGAACUCGAUUCAGAUGAAGACGAAGACGAAGACAAGGCUGACGAUCCCGUGCAGCUCAGUCGAUUAAGCGCAUUAUCGGACAUUGAUCAAGUCUUCCAAUUCCUCGAUGUUGAGGAACGUGCUGGGAAAUGCCAGACCGAACUCGGUACUACCAUAAAGCGAGCUUGUGAAAGAUCAUGCGAACUAGUUCAAUCGGAAGAUAUUUCGGUUGACGACAUCAUCGACGACUUUCAAGACCUUCAAAGCGUGCUCAAACAGGUUACUACCGAUGUGUCGGAAUCCGAUCAGCUUAGUUUCAAAAGCGACGCCUAUGGAUAUAUUUUCCGUGGUCUUACUGCAUAUCUACAGGUAGUGUACCUUCGGUUAGGUGAGAAGUAUGACUCCAUAGAUGAGUCUUUGGAAGCCCUGCGCAUCCUCUCCCCGCUCACACAUGAAGUCCUUGCAUUCAAGGACACUAUCGCCAAGUGGAAUGCCUCGGUACCUCAGCGCUAUAAGGGUGAUAGGAUCGUCAAGGAGGUUGAAUCGAAACUUAUUGCCCCUCUUCGACGACUUGAUAAAUCGUUUCGAGUACAAUUACAUCAGCUCGAAGCUACAGAUCGCCAGCGCCAAAUGCGCGCAGAACUUGAGCGCAAGCGCCAAGAGGAGUUGGAUGAGGAACAAAGGGUCCGGAAGGCAAUUGCAAUGAGCAACGCGCGAUGGAGUCGCUGGCAGGAUUUGCACAUUGCACGCAUGUUGUGUGAGCCUGAUUGGACGAGGAGGCGGCAUCUGGAAAUUACUAGCCUUCCAGAUAUGGAAGAGAAGGACGCAAAUGGUGUGAGGUUUGAGCGGGUGCCAGUGUUCAGGGCCCGCUCUACGCUGCCAUUGCCGUUGCACUGGGCUUUCUCAAUGUCUGAAGAGCAAGAAUGGACGGAGGAGGAGGAACUCGUUCUGUUCGAAGCAUUGAUGAGCUUUGCUGGUCCAGACGUUUUCGAGAAGAUUUUUAGAGCCCACUGUGGCCCAGGCUGCGUGCUACGUGAUUACAAUGUCAAAGAGAUUAUUGCGAAAUCAGCUUGGAAGUGCAAAGAGUCCAUUCAUUUGCAUCAAGAUAAGGGUUGGCCGGUCCCUGCGUGGGUCAAGCACGUCCAAAAUGCAAUUUCAAAGGUGUGAUAUUUUAGCGUUGUUUUUUUGCGAUAUAUGCCAUCCUUCUCCUGUCUCCUUUUCAUUUGCAGCCUUUUCAUGUUUCAGACGAUAUCCUCUAUCGUGCACCUGGCUUGUGAUGUAUCGGCUUGACUAUGUCGCUUAAUCCCAACCACGAUUGAAAUCCGAGUUGCAGAACCAUAGUUUUGCCUCUUGGC